AUGGAGAUGGUGAAGAAGAUUAACCUGGUGCUAAGAAACAGAGCUCCAGAGAAAGUGACAGAAUUAGUUCUUGAUAAUUGCCUGUGUGUCAGUGGGGAAAUUGAGGGCCUGAAUGACACUUUUAAAGAAUUGGAAUUUCUGAGUAUGGCUAAUGUGGCACUCCGUUCACUGGCCCACCUUCCCAGCCUAAAUAAACUUUGGAAGUUGGAACUUCCUGACAAUGCAAUUCUGGAUUUGUUUAAUUAUGAGAUCACAAACCUGGAAGAUUACCAAGAAAGUAUUUUUGAGCUGCUGCAGCAAAUCACAUACUUAGAUGGAUAUGAUCAGGAAGAUAAGGAAGCACCAGGCUCAGAAGAGGAGGAGGAUGAAGAUGGAAAGGAAGAUGAUGAAGAGGAAGCUGACAAGGAGGAGGAGGAGGAGAAGGAAGAGGAGGAAGAGAAGGAGGAGGAGGAGGAGGAGGAGCAAGAGGAGGAGGAGGAGGAGGCCGGCUCAGAACUGGGAGAGGGAGAAGAAGUAGGCCUCUCGUACUCGAUAAAAAAAGAAAUACAGGAUGAUGAAGAUGAUGAUGACUAUGUUGAAGAAGGAGAAGAGGGAAAAGAGGAAGAAGGUCUCUGGGGGGAGAAGAGAAAAUGA
Messenger RNA from Octodon degus (degu), 633 nucleotides. Its product is annotated as acidic leucine-rich nuclear phosphoprotein 32 family member E-like. Gene Ontology annotation, cellular component: nucleus. Lineage: Eukaryota; Metazoa; Chordata; Mammalia; Rodentia; Octodontidae. Bases 1 to 633 code for a protein of 210 amino acids. The transcript has 3 exons. Gene Ontology annotation, molecular function: phosphatase inhibitor activity; histone binding. The record is from RefSeq and is a predicted model, not a curated record. Gene Ontology annotation, biological process: regulation of apoptotic process.